Hyla sarda is the source of this 3317-nucleotide messenger RNA. RefSeq names its product matrin 3 (gene MATR3). The record is from RefSeq and is a predicted model, not a curated record. Lineage: Eukaryota; Metazoa; Chordata; Amphibia; Anura; Hylidae. The coding region runs from base 16 to 2766 and encodes 916 amino acids. The transcript is spliced from 15 exons. Gene Ontology annotation, molecular function: RNA binding; zinc ion binding. Gene Ontology annotation, cellular component: nucleus.
CCAACUGUGAACUCUAUGGUUUACAGAGCGCCGCCCAAGUGUGCGCGAGGUGACCCUACACCCGGAAGCGGAAGUGGUGAUUCACCAGGCGGUUUACAGGUCACGUAUUUCGAUCUGCGCAUCUGCGGCGUGUGGUGUGAGAGAGCAUUGUGUGCGGUUUGCGGAGCGGGACACCGAAUUCUGUGCCGUCUUUCUACUACACGAAGAUACUUCAGUCUUCCACGUUCUCGGGACAUUCUCCUUUUUAUUUCUCUUCUUGCCAUGAACCGGAACAAUAACAUGGCAAGGCCCUAUUCUCAGUCUUCUUUAGGCAGAGACACGAUGAACGUCGGUCCCAGUUCUAAGUUAGGUCAGACAGGCUCUCGUGGCUUUAUGUCCGGUCCUUCCUCCAAAAAUCUGCCAUCUAUAUUUAAUCUCGGCGGCAGAGGUCCUCCCUUACCACCUCCUCCUCCACAUAGGGAUGAACCCAAUCAGGCCAAGAUCUUGGCCAGCUUUGGUCUGUCCUCUAGGGACUUGGAUGAAUUGAGUCGCUAUCCUGAGGAGAAGAUUACUCCUGAAAGUUUACCACAACUUAUUCAGCAGAUUAAGAGGAGGAGGUCAGAAGACAUGAGCAUGUUGAGUUACAGAGAGAGAAUUCCUCGAGAGCCAUUGAGAGCAUCUAGCAGUGACUGGGAUGAUGACAUAAGACCCUUCAGAAGAGAGAGUUUUGAUCGCUCAUCUGGUCUCGACCAUGUGGUCGAUUAUGACCAUGGGAGCCGCUCUAGAGAGCCUGCUUAUCGCGAAAGACUGGAUUUAGAUGACCACAUGAGAGAUCGGGAAAGGUUUAGAGAAGACCGUUACCUAUCUGAUACUCCUCCUUUCCGUAAACUUGGCUCGGACUUUGAGCCCAUGGGCUACAGCCAACAACAAGAACGAUCUGUCUUUGAAAAGACAAGAGGAAUGCCAUCUAUUAGAAAUGUUGAUGAUUUCCAUGGACUAUUGCCAAAAGAAUUCCCCCAUCUCUGUUCCCUCUGUGACAUCCCAAUACAUGCUAAGAAGGGCUGGCAUGAGCAUAUUAAUGGCCCAACUCAUAGAAGACAUCGUAUGCUGCUGCUCGAAGUAUAUCCAGAGUGGCGUGGACAUGGAAUGGGGGAGAAUUUCAUGCUGCAGCAGUCUACGAAUCAUGCACCAGGAAUAUUGGGACCACCGCCGCCAAAAUCCUUAUUGUCUAUGGGGGGCGCACCUGAUGGAAGACAUGGACCCCCAAGGCCUCACCUAGGAAUGGAAGAUCUUGGCCCAAGACGUGGUCCGAAUAGAAUGGGAGGCGGAAGAGUUGUUCAUAUCAUAAACUUUGAGCGUGGCCGGAAUCUGAAGAACCAGCUUCUCAGACUUGCAGAACCUUUUGGGGAAAUCACCAAUUAUCUGAUCUUGAACAAAAUGAAUGAGGCAUUCAUUGAGAUGUCCAAUGCAAAUGAUGCUAUGGCUGUAGUUGAUUAUUACAGUACAAGUCAAGCCAUUGUUAUGGGAAAGCCUGUCCGCGUCCACUUGUCUCAAAAGUAUAAACGUAUUAAGAAAUUAGAACAGAAGCCUGACACACAAUCUGAUCAGAAAAAGACAGAACCCGGCCGCGUUGUUCAUCUUAGUAGACUACCCAGUUAUGGCUACAAAGAUGCUGCACUCCUUAAGCUUGCCGAGAACUUCGGGAAAGUGAAGACCUAUAUUCUGAUGAGAGUCAGAAACCAGGCUUUUAUUGAAAUGGAGAAGGCGGAAGAUGCUCAGAACAUGGUAAAGCAGUGUGAGAUAGUCCCUCUGGUGUUCCACGAAAGAACUUUGAAAGUUGACCUGUCGGAAAGAUACAAGAAGCUUGUUUUAAGGAUCCCAAACAAACUUAUUGACCAGAAAGAAAAGAACCGGAAGAGGGGUCAUUCUCCAGAUGUCAAAGAGGGUGUCAAGGGGAAGCAGAAAAAGACCGAGGGUGCGGAGGAGACAACCGGUGAUGAAGAUCAGGCUGGAGACGUCACCACCGAUGACACCGUUCACACCUCGGAGGAGACAGAUCAGAAAGACUUGGUGUCCGAUUCAUGUGAACCUGAGCUUGUUGAGGAGGAAGAGGAGGAACCCGAGGAGGUUGAUGAGGAGGAAGCUGCAGCUCGUCUGGAAACCAAUAGCUCUGUGGCAGACGAUGAAGAACAAGAUGUAUCUGGGAUGGAAGAAAAAGAUGCAGAAGACGAAGACCAAACUGAGGCACAGGAACCGGAACCUUCUGAUCCUUCUGACGAUGUAGCUGAGGAGAAAUUGAAGAGAGAAUCCAAGUUUUCUGGGAACAUAGAUGACUUUGUCACGCUGGAUGAGGUCGGUGAUGAAGAGGAUACAGAUAAGGUGAAAGCCGCUGUUGUUGGGAAGCCGGCAGGUAAAAGAUACAGCAGUUCAUUCAUGGCCAGCACAAGUGCGGAAGAAGCGGAGAUGGAAAAUUAUGCAGAGCCGGAAGAUAGGGAGACCUGCAAACCAGCCGCGAAAUCCGAGAGUGCUCCGGCCCAAGAAAGCACAGCGGAAACCAGCACCAUCCCAGAACUGGCGAAGGAUUAUGAUCUGCCCCUGUUUGAACCCAACAGGCCUAUUGGAGUCGGCUUUGUGGUACCCAAGACCGGCUUCUACUGCAAGCUGUGUUCAUUGUUCUACACCAAUGAAGAGGUGGCAAAGGUUACCCAUUGCAGUACCUUACCCCACUACCAGAAACUGAAGAAACUUCGCAACAAGAUGUCGGCGAGUCCAGCGAAGAAAAACUAAAAGCCGCACGAAAACGCACACACACAAAAUACUUGUUUAAUUUGUUCUGUUUAGUUUGCGACAUGAAAAAGCCGAGGCUUUAUAUGACGGCCUGCCAGGUAAAUAGUAUCUGGGCAGCAAUGUCAUUUUGGUCUUUGACCUGUAGUCGGUUUACACAUCCUAAACGCUGCUCUAUUUAAGGGAGGGCAGCCUCUUCCUAGACUCCUCAUCUGACCGCUACGUGGCUUUGGCGAGAUCUUGACGUUGUUGCCCAGCGGGGUGUUAGGCCCUGGCAUUCUCGUCAUGCGGCGUUGGCUAAAUGUUUCUAUGUUUUUAAUAGACUUUAACUGCGAUUUCUGUGACUUUAUUUUAUUUUAUUUUUCUCCUGAAUUUUUGUUUUAAAGACCAAUAGAUGUUUUUUUUUUGAUUGUUUAAUCAGUAUAUAACAAAGCUGUCAAUUCUUAUUCUUACUGGAAAACCAAAAAGGGUCGUCCAUAUGUCACCCACUCUCCAAACCACUGUUUCCCAACCAGGGUGCCUGCAGCUGUUGCAAAACUUCAACUCCCAGCAUG